AAUUUAACUCAGGACCUCGAACUUGCCACACAGGUGCUUGUGCUGCUGAGCUAUGUCCCGGGCCCAAGGUUUAAUAAUUUCUAAAGAUCAAAAGAAUAAAUACCUAAUAAACCCAUACCAAUCUUCCAUGUGGAAAAAACAAAACCUGAGGGCAGUCUAUUUUAAAUCCGUUUCCUAUACCAGUGGUACUAAACCUCCAGCACUCGUGCUGCAGAGGAUGUUUGUAUCACUGAAAGCUCUAAAAGGUUCACCAUCACUCCCUAUACUAUACACUGUAUAUUACACAAUUCAGAAUGGUUUUUGGGGCGGGGGGUUAGACAGGGUCUUGCUAUGUUGUUCAGGCUUCCCUCAAAUGUUCGGCAGUCUUCCUGCCUCAGCCUCCCAAGUGCUGGGAUUACAGGUGUACACCACCAUGCCCAGCACUCAUGACUUCUUAAUCUAGUAUUUAGUACAGUGGUUGCAACCUAUUAGACACAUAAUGUUGUUUAUUCAAGACUGAAAGCCAGAUAGCUGGACGUGAUGGCGCUUGCUUGUAAGUAAUCCCAGCACUCAGGAGGCUGAGGCAGGGGGAUUGCUGUGGCUUCGAGGCCAACUUGAGCUAGGUAGUGAGUUCAAGGCCUGCCUGAACUACAUAGCGAGACCCUGUCUCCAAAAACAUCCAAGUUAGUGAGAAGGAGAUUAUUAUUUCUAUUUCAUAGAAAAUGCUAGACUAGACUCAAAAGGGUCACACAGUCAAGGCCAUAGUCACUUAGAGCCUGAUCUGGCUAUAACUAAGCAAACCCAUUUAGAAAAGCAAAGGAGGUAAGAUGUAAAAAUGAAAACGGAUUUACCCAGACAAAACGCUUAGGUUUGCAGAAUCACCAAGGAAUCUGCCCAGCACGGGAGAUCUAGGGAAAUCUCAACAGAUGGCAAAGAAGAGUUUUGUUCCAGGAGCAGGUGUAAAAUCUUCCUCUGAUUGGACCUAAAACUGGGUCCUGAGCCAGAGCUUCCCCCUCUGUCUUAUGGAUAGGAAGAGCUCAGUACACGUGGUCUCCGCGUCCUCACCAAGGAAAAAAGCCUGAGGAGAACAGCCCAGGCCGUUUGGCUUCGCCCGUCUCCACCUUUCUGAGCCAAGCAGGUGGCCCCCAGGAGGGGCGGCCCCAGGACCGAGUCACAAUCAGGCUGGAAGUGCACUCGCGCUUCCCCGAGCGGCUUGGCCUCUCCCCUGGCGCCCGAACUCAUCCUGGAGCAACUUCCAGACCUCAAAGGUGGACUGCAGAGAAGACUUUCAUUUGUUCGGAGCCCCAGGGCCUGACACAGCUGGCUGGAAGAAAUCAAGUCUUGUAAUUGGCAGCGAUCCCCAUCGAACCUCCGGUCACUACGGCGACACGCGGUCUCGGGGCUUCCGUGGUGGAGACUGCUGCGGACUUGCCUCAUAAAUUUGGAGUUAGCCUUCAGAAGAAAGGAAAGUGGGGAGCCACUGAACGCAAGCCAAUGAAAAGAAACCUGAGAAAAGAGGCAGUUACCAAGACUACAAUUCUGCUUCUCGUUUGAAAGGGUAGGCGAGGGCCAUGCCCGUCACUUCUCCGGAGAGCUGACCGAAGUACAACGCCACCAGCCUCUGACCAUUCAAACCUUCCGCUCUCCGGACAACCUAUCCCCGCCCGCCUGUGGGUUACGUAGCCAAUCGCCGCGCACGCCCCGCGGUUCCAUGGCCAAUCGGUAGGCUUGUACUCCGCCCCGGGAAAAAUGCAUUUGCUCUAAAAGGGGCACCACUUGUUCCGCCCCCGGAGCCAAAGUAGGAUGGCGAUUGGCCUACCAGAGGCUUCGGCCAGGAUGGAGGAUUUGCCGCCAGCGGUUCAGGCGUCGGUGCGUGACAGGUGGGUCGUAGAGACAGAUGAAGCGGUCCUGCAGCGGCGGCAAAAGCAGAUAGAUUAUGGCAAAUGUACACCUGGUUACCAGUGCUUUCUGCAGCAGGUCCCCAAAGCACAGCGACAGCCAGGGCUUCACCCUCAGACACCGAACAAGAACAGGAGGUACAGCCGUCGUUCCUGGGAUGCGCAAAUCAGGCAGUGGAGAAGAGCCCUACAUACUUGGGACCCCCCCAGCCAGCCUCUUCAGGGCAAAGGAGCUGAAGGGCAGGGCAAGGAGAGUCUCUUGGAGCCCAUGGAUUCUCCCUCUUUGGAUGACCUCCUGGAUGACUGGUUCCAGGCCCUGGAACCCUCAGAGAAUCUGGAUGGAGGCCAAAAGGGGGCCGAGUUUGCAGGCUUGGUGGCUCCAAUUUCCUGCCCUCUCAGGCUCAGUGAGGAAGACAGCGAUUCACCUGCCCCAGACUUGGACAGAACAGAAAACAUUUAGAGAAAAUAUGUCUUUCAGGGGACUUGCUGCUACAUGUGACAGUGAAGUCACUUGUGUUAAUAUUUUUGGAACAAUAAGGGAGAAAGAAAAAAAGAAAGCUAAAACUCUGCCUCACAAAGAGAUCACAACAUGCAGGCAUUGCUUAAAACCUCUCCUUUUUCUUUCUUUGUUCUUUUUUGUUUGUUUCGCUGAUGGUGAGACUCGUGUUCACAGAAGAGCCAAAAACCGCCUAAUUUCUUCAUCAACUGAAGUCUACAUUUCUUCUCUUUAAAAAGAACUAGAACUCUGGCUGAGGUGGGAGGUGAUGGUAGUGGUGAAGACUUAAUAAAAAGGUGGUUUCCUCUUCCAGAAGAGGAAAUAUAGUGCCGUCAA
This is a messenger RNA of Chinchilla lanigera (long-tailed chinchilla), 2709 nucleotides long. Its product is annotated as oocyte-specific histone RNA stem-loop-binding protein 2-like. Gene Ontology annotation, molecular function: mRNA binding; histone pre-mRNA stem-loop binding. Gene Ontology annotation, cellular component: cytoplasm; histone pre-mRNA 3'end processing complex. The coding region runs from base 1783 to 2337 and encodes 184 amino acids. The transcript has 6 exons. NCBI's taxonomy places the organism in Eukaryota, Metazoa, Chordata, Mammalia, Rodentia, Chinchillidae. The record is from RefSeq and is a predicted model, not a curated record. Gene Ontology annotation, biological process: mRNA 3'-end processing by stem-loop binding and cleavage; mRNA transport.